Molecule: messenger RNA, 1487 nt
Organism: Beta vulgaris subsp. vulgaris (sugar beet)
Lineage: Eukaryota; Viridiplantae; Streptophyta; Magnoliopsida; Caryophyllales; Amaranthaceae
Product: very-long-chain 3-oxoacyl-CoA reductase 1
Exons: 3
Coding region: 276-1238 (320 amino acids)
Cellular component (GO): endoplasmic reticulum
Molecular function (GO): ketoreductase activity
Source: RefSeq, a predicted model, not a curated record
AAGAAACCAAUAAUCACAAGUAUAGCUCAUCAACCUCCAACUACCACAUUGAAACACAAACACACCGCAAUUAAUUUCUUUCUCAUUUUGCUCAUCCGUCUCUCCUGCCAUCCUCCUCGUUGUCUCUGUCCAUAUUACUACUACCACCUUUGCAGCAGUUAACAAACUCUACCCACUCAACUCUCUUUUCUUAUUUAAAUCUCUCAACCCCAUUUCAUCAGAUCCUCAUCUUUCUUCUCCUCCCUCAGAUCCAUUUCUUCUUCGCAGCGCCAACAAUGGUGGCCUGUAUAUUAGACCAACUCAAAACCCAACCCGCAUGGGUCAUCCUCCUCUUCACCAUUGGUUCCUUCACCUUUCUAAGAACCCUUUUCGGAGUUCUCAACUGGGUUUAUGUCAGUUUUCUCAGACCCGCAAAGAAUUUGAAGAAAUACGGUUCUUGGGCUGUUGUUACUGGGCCAACUGAUGGAAUUGGUAAAGGUUUCGCCUUUCAAUUAGCUAGAAAAGGGCUUAAUCUAAUCUUGGUGGGUCGAAAUCCUGAUAAACUCAAAGAUGUUUGUGAUUCAAUCAAGAGUAAAAAUGGGGGUGUUCAGAUUAAAAGUGUAGUGGUUGAUUUUUCUGGGGAUUUAGAUGAAGGUGUUAAGAGGGUUCAAGAUGCAAUUGAAGGUUUAGAUGUUGGGAUUUUGAUUAAUAAUGUUGGGGUUUCAUACCCUUAUGCUAGGUUUUUUCAUGAAGUUGAUGAACAAUUGUUGAAGAAUUUGAUUAAGGUUAAUGUUGAAGGUACUAGUAAAAUUACUCAUGCUGUUUUACCUGCUAUGAUUAAGAAGAAAAAAGGUGCCAUUGUUAAUAUUGGUUCUGGGGCUGCCAUUGUUAUCCCAUCUGAUCCUCUCUAUUCUGUCUAUGCUGCCACUAAAGCGUAUAUUGAUCAGUUCUCAAGGUGUUUGUAUGUGGAGUACAAGAAAAUGGGAAUUGAUGUACAAUGCCAGGUUCCACUCUAUGUAGCAACCAAGAUGGCUUCAAUCAAGAGAUCUUCCUUCUUUGUCCCAUCAACAGAUGGCUAUGCAAAGGCAGGUAUUCGACACAUAGGCUAUGAGCCCCGUUGCACCCCUUACUGGCCACACUCUUUUCUCUGGGGGAUUGCGUCAUGUGUGCCUGAAAGCCUCAUUGAUGCUUGGCGUCUGAGAUUCUGUCUUGCAAUCCGAAAAAGGGGCCAACUUAAGGAUUCCAGGAAGAAUGAGUGACCUGUUAUUCUCUUAUUUCUAUGAAUUUGCCUGGUCACUGAGAGAGGCUGUUUAGGUCCUUUAGGAUGGAUAUGUAUCAAUUACAAGUGUUGUGCUUAAUUUAUGCUCAAGAGAAUCUAAUCUGCUAGUUUAUGUGUUGCUGUUUUAACCUCGGGGUUAUCCUGCUCGUAUUAAUCUGCUGUUUUUUCAAGUGAAUUGACUAUUGAUUUUUUUAAAUAUAAAUAUCUUGCUGGUAAUUAUAAGAUGAAA